AUGGAUGAAAAACUUUUACCAAUCGGUAUUGAUUCUGAUCAUAUUGAUGGGCUGUUUACAGUUGUUACGGGACCGAUGGGCCAUCAGCAAGUUAAUUAUCAUAUAAUCGACGAAGAGCGCUCUCAUCAGAAGUCAAUAAAUGAAUUUCCAAACGAAAGUUCAUUAUUGAAAUCACAAUUAUCUUCAUCAACACAUAAUAACGAAAUUUUAGGUUCGGAAAUAUUGACAAAGUUAAGCCCACUGAUUGAGCUAGAAAGAUUAGCAUUUCUAAUCGAAAAUAAAUUACCGGAUAACUACGAUCGAGCAGCUCGAUUUUCGUUACCAGAGAUCGAUAGUUCUAAUCAAUAUCAAAUUAAAAACAGUAUCGACAAAAAUUUUGACUUCAAAUUUACUCUAUUUUUAAAUAUUCUAGUUACUAAUUCAUUGAGAUCGAUUCGAAAAGAACAAUCUAUUUCAAACCGAAUAACCAAUCGUCAAGAAAAAAGCGAACAAAACAUUUCUUCUUCUUCUACGAAUGAAUCAACAAUUGAAAUUCCUACACAUUGCCGCCCUCCUAUAAAUAAUACAUUACAACAGCAAGCUGAAAGUUUAUUACCCUUUUAUAUAUUCAAUGAACUAGCUCAACAUAAUGAUUCAACUGAUGCAUGGAUUUGCAUAUUUACAUACGUCUAUGAUAUAACAUCACUUAUACAGAAGACUAGAGGCACUGUCGUAUAUCAACUAUUGAGCAAAUAUGCUGGUCAAGAUAUAAGUUCAUGGUUCGAUGAACAAACGCUUGAACCACGUAAACGAAUUGAUCCUCAUACACAUGAAUCGGUUUUGUUAAUGCAACCUUUGUCCAUUAUCGAGACAUUCGGUACACCGUUUUGGAAAACGAAAGAUUUAUUAAUCGGUCGUCUUGCUGAACAUUCUCGAUAUAUUCGUCUUAUACAUAAUUUUGCUCCUAAAGAGUCAUAUCUAUUAGAAAUAGCAGAAGAAGAAACGAUCGGACAGAUAGCAAAGAAAUUCUUAAAAUACAAUUCGCAUAGUUUUUCUUAUAUAUGGCAAUACGAUGGUAAAAAACUCGAUUUUAAUAAGACUCUGACGGACAAUGGUAUACCCAAUGAAGAAUUCUUUCAUGAUCAAUAUGGAUGGAGAUCAGAUAAUGAAAAUUGUCCUACAAUUAUACUCUAUUUUUCUGAUGAUUUAACCAUUGCUUGA
This is a messenger RNA of Rotaria socialis, 1200 nucleotides long. The record is from the annotation of a GenBank genome assembly. NCBI's taxonomy places the organism in Eukaryota, Metazoa, Rotifera, Eurotatoria, Philodinida, Philodinidae.